GAUUGAACCCAUGUCUCCUGCAGGUGGAUUCCUAAUGACUGGAUCACCAGGAAAGUCCUAUUGCAAUUUUGAUUGUAUAGAAUUAAUAGAUUCAUUUGGGGAAAAUUGACAUUUUUAUAUUGAGUCCUCCUGUUUAUGAGCACUGUCUACUUCUCCAUAGGUUUUUUUUUUUUUUAGUGUCCUUCAGUAAAGUUUUGUUCAUAAACAUGUAGUUUUUGUAGGUGUUGUAAAAGCUGUUUUUUGGUUGCUGAUUACUAGUACACAGGAGUGAUAUUAACUAGCCUGUUGACCUUCUAUAUGGCAGUCCUGUUGAACUUUAUCAUCCCAACACUUGGCUAAUACUCUUGCAUUUUUUAUGUAGGUGGUCUUAUCAUUCUCAAAUAAUGAUGAUUUUGUCUAUUCUCUUCCAAUCUUUAUGGCUUGUGUUUCUUUUCUUUUCUGGUCAAGCGGUAGCAUUCAGGAUCUCAGUUCCCCGACCCAAGAUUGGACCUGUGCUCCCUAACCACUGAACUAUGCCAUCUGCUUCUUUUUCUGUGACUUAAUGCAUUGACUGGGGUCUUUGGUGCAUUGUUACAGCAGCGGAGUGAGGAAUCAAGCAUCCCCAUCUUGUCACUGACCAAUGCAGACGGUUCUGUUGUGUUACCUUAGGAUUGCUACCAACCAGACUUGAGUGCUGGGACUGCCAGGGGCUAGGCUUGCACUCUGAAAACCACUGCUGUAUGUGUGAUAUGUAAAAUUGUGUUCCCCUUUUUGUUCUUUAAAAUACUGUGUCCUUUUUCAUCUCUUCCCCUUCCCCACAUUGGACUUGCCAGAUGUUAUCAGCAUUUUCAAAGAACCAAGGUUGAGAUUAUUUUCUGUUUCUUUAAAUCAUGUUUAUUUUCUUCAUCUUCUUUCCUUGAGUUGCUUUCUUAUUCUGUGUCUGGUUUCUUGUUUAAUGCUUAGAUUAUUCUUUCAAUCCCUUUGUUAAAAUAAAUGUGUUAAGAUGCCCAUUUUUCCUCAGGUAAGCUUUAUUUCCAUUUUCCCUUCAGUCUCUGUUCUUAUGUUUUUCUUGAAGAGGUACUUUUAAAAAAUUAAUCAGAUAGUAGAACCACAAUAUGAAUGUUUGCCAGUCUUUGGAAUUUUUUUGAAACUUUCUUUUUUUGCUUGGUAUGUGGUAUUUCUUAUAAUAUUCAGUGUACAUUUUGAAAAAAAAUGUAUGUAUUCUCUAUGCUUUAAGUAGGUAUUCUCUGCUUGAUCCACUCUCCUCUCAUUGCAGGGGAGGGUUUGUAUGUUUCUUAUCGGCACUGCGCUUAGCUCUGACUGUCUAUACUUUGAGGAUUUGUUGGUAGACAUAUGUGUUUAUAAUUACAGCUUUUUGAUGGAUUUUUCCUAUUAUUAACAUGCAGUGUCUGCUUGUGUUCCUAAUAAUGAUUAUUGGUUUGAAUUUUGUUUUGAUUGGUAUAAAUAUUGCUAAACCACAUGCAGCAAUGCAUAUUCAGUUUGCAAAUAGUGUGCCAAAGGGAGGAAGCCAGCACAGAAUGCAGAAGGCAUAGCUAGUCUGAUGGAGGCCCCAGGGCCCUGGUCUGUGCUGGUGAGAGGAGGGUAGCAGCUCUCCCUUGGGAGGUUGGGAAGCAGGCAGAGCCCGUAGCUGCCAGAGGGCUGACUGCUGGUUCUGUGGGCUGAGCCCCUUGACCAGUGUGGUCAGGAUUUGUUGACUUUCCUGUAUAAAAGUUUUACUCCAAUAAAGAGCUUUAAAAAUACAGAGAAGGUAAAUAUAGCUAUUGUAGCUUUAUUUUAAUUACUGUUUCUCUGGUCUGCCUUAUGUUUAGCCUUUCUGUGUAUUUUAGGUUAUAUAGGUGCAGGUGCACUUUGUGUAUCUUCUUGGGGAGUUUUUUGCGUCCAGUAGGUGAGUUUAAUCCUUUUGCUUCAGUUACCCAACCAUUGGACUUCUGCUCAUUUUGUGUCUUUUGGCUCCUAAUCUUUGUCUUUGCUCUUCGCCUUCUGUUGAAUUUUUUUAACUUCCCUUUCCUUCUCAGCCCUUAAUGUGUUAUCUUUAUUCUUUCAUAUAAAGUGAAUGACUCUCCAUUUUCCACCUGAACGAGACAACUCUGUGCCUGAGAGGAGGUAGGGGCAGAUGAUCUGAAAUGUUGCACGUGUCUGCAGGGAGCAGAGUCUGCCUGGGAGGCCGAGUGCUGAGGCCAACUGCGGGAGGGGCCAAGCGGUGACUGGCUCCUGCAUCCAUCCCAGGAAGCCCAGGGUACCAGGGGAUGGCAGCUUUGCAUCUGUGUGCCCUGCCUCAGGCUGAAGUGACCUUCAAGGACGUGGCCGUGUUCCUUUCGCAGGAGGAGUGGGGCCUUCUGGGCCCUGCUCAGAAGGGCCUCUACAGAGAAGUGAUGCUGGAGACUUACAGGAACCUGGUAUCGCUGGGAGCUGGACUUGCAGGUCCCAAACCGGAGGUGAUUGUACAUUUGGAGCGAGGGGAUGAGCUGUGGGUCCUGGACAUGCGUGGGGCAGAGCAACCAAGCGUCGAUGGCUCAGCUCAUGGGACCAGGACUGAGAACCAGGAGGUCACUUCAGGCGAAAUGCUGUUUGGGAGAGAACUGGACCCACUCAUGGGGAGUGUUCUCCAGGGACCUGAGCCAGGAGAAGCCCAUGAGCGUGUCAGGGAGCCAGAGGGGUGCCUGGACAGGCCUGGGGAGCAGAGAGGCCCCAGGCUAGUCACACUGGUCAAUGAGGAGUGUGGCCUGGAGUCUGGAGGAAACCUCAGGUCGGGGUCAAGGCCUAUCCCUGAUCAAAGAUCUCACAAAUGUGAUAUAUGUGAACAGAGUUUUGAACAGAGAUCAUACCUUAAUAACCAUAAACGUGUACACAAGUGCAAAAAAACAAAUAUAGUUCACGAUUCAGGGGAAAUUUUCCCUGCGAAUUUAGUUGUUAAAGAAGAGCAGAAAAUUCCUGUUGGGAAAAGAUUGCAUUAUUGUGGUUGUUGUGGGAAGGCCUUCAGGUACAGCGCUAACCUUGUCAAGCACCAGCGACUGCACAGUGAAGAGAAACCCUACAAGUGUGAAGAGUGCGGGAAGGCCUUCCACCAGAGCUGUGAACUCAUCAGUCACCGGAGGAUGCACUCUGGAGAGAUCCCCUACCGUUGCGAUGAGUGCGGGAAGACAUUCAACCAGAGGCCCAACCUCAUGAAGCAUCAGCGGAUCCACACCGGGGAGAAGCCCUACAGGUGCAGCGAGUGCGGGAAGCACUUCAGUGCCUACUCCUCCCUCGUUUACCACCAGAGGAUCCACACGGGCGAGAAGCCCUACAAGUGCAGUGACUGCGGGAAGGCCUUCAGCGACGGCUCGAUCCUCAUCCGGCACCGUCGGACCCACACUGGAGAGAAGCCGUACGAGUGCAAAGAGUGUGGCAAAGGCUUUACCCAGAGCUCCAAUCUGAUCCAGCAUCAGAGAAUUCACACUGGGGAAAAACCCUAUAAAUGUAAUGAAUGUGAGAAAGCCUUCAUCCAAAAAACCAAGCUUGUUGAACAUCAGAGAAGCCACACCGGAGAGAAGCCCUAUGAGUGUAACGACUGUGGCAAAGUCUUCAGCCAGAGCACCCACCUCAUCCAGCACCAGAGGAUCCACACGGGGGAGAAGCCCUACAAGUGCAGCGAGUGUGGGAAGGCUUUCCACAACAGUUCCAGACUCAUCCACCAUCAGAGGUCACACCACGGAGAGAAGCCAUAUAAGUGUGCUGAUUGCAAGAAGGCCUUCAGCCAGGGCACGUACCUCCUGCAGCACCGGAGGAUCCACACUGGGGAGAAGCCUUACACGUGUGGCGAGUGUGGCAAGGCCUUCCGGCACAGCUCCAACAUGUCCCAGCACCAGAGGAUUCACCUCCGGGAAGACUUCUCCCUGUGACGGUCGGGAGGCCCAAGGUCUGUGGUGCGCUUCCCCCACGUGACCACCCUCUCUUUACUUACUGUCAGGUGAACAGGCACUUCUAAUUUUAAAAAACCUCUUUUCUUAAAAGCAGUGCAUGUUCAUUUUAGAGAAAUUGAGUGGAAAAAGGUAAGCAAAAGGGAGAAGCCCUGUGGCCUACCCUUAGAAAGAGAACUCACUACUGUUGCGAUCAGCGUAGGUUGUGUCCAGACACUCAAAUAGCAGCCACAAGAGAGGUACUGUGGAACUUGUGAGUGCAGCUCCUGUUUCCUCAGUCCUGGAAAACUCAUACUGGAGAGUUCCACGUGUUUAUGUGGUUUUACACCUUGUAAAUUUUAAAACAGCAUGUUGUUCAUAGUUUCCUAUGUCACUUAAUAGAGUUGAGACUGCCUUUUUUAUUGUGGUAAUAACAUUGUGUGUUAGCCACUCA
This is a messenger RNA of Capra hircus (goat), 4332 nucleotides long. RefSeq names its product zinc finger protein 34 (gene ZNF34). Lineage: Eukaryota; Metazoa; Chordata; Mammalia; Artiodactyla; Bovidae. Gene Ontology annotation, molecular function: DNA-binding transcription repressor activity, RNA polymerase II-specific. Gene Ontology annotation, biological process: negative regulation of transcription by RNA polymerase II. The record is from RefSeq and is a predicted model, not a curated record. The coding region runs from base 2247 to 3881 and encodes 544 amino acids. The transcript has 4 exons.